Messenger RNA from Mustela lutreola (European mink), 2854 nucleotides. RefSeq names its product protein adenylyltransferase SelO-like. The transcript has 20 exons. The coding region runs from base 293 to 2146 and encodes 617 amino acids. NCBI's taxonomy places the organism in Eukaryota, Metazoa, Chordata, Mammalia, Carnivora, Mustelidae. The record is from RefSeq and is a predicted model, not a curated record.
CGGGCCGGCGCCGGCGGCACGCUCCCGCGACGGCCGCGCGGGACCUCGGGCGCCCCGCCCUCGCCCAGCUCGCGCGAGCGCCACCCUCCUCGCCCCUGCCGGCUCCGGGACCGGGAGCGGCCCGGCGGGACCCUCUGUCUGGGCGAGCCGCGUCUCCCGAAGCCUGGCCUGCCGCUGCGGGGAGCCCGGAGCUCCAGCGGUCACCGUAAACAUGGAGCUUCGGGAGACCGGCGGGUAACGAGCACUGCCACGGCGCCCAGCCCUGCAGUCGCCUGCGUGUUUAGGCAGCGAGAUGACUCGGAGGAGCAGGCUCCCGGUCUGGGGGCUCCCGGGUCCGCCGCUGUUUCUCUUGGGCAUGACCUGGCACGUCGUCGUCCGCGGCUCUUUGCUACCUGGCCUCGAAGGAAGUGCCCACCUUGUGCAUCUUUCCAGUAACGAGUCGAACCGCCGGCUGGACUAUUGUGAGACGGAAGCUAAAUUAGCCUUGUCUCUCGACUUUUGGACUCUGUCCUCUGAAAACCUUAUAGCUGUGUUCCCAGUUGAUCCUGUUAAAGAAAAUUACGUUCGUAAAGUGAAAAACUGUAUUUUUUCAGUUGCCUUCCCUACUCCUUUCAAAUCAAGAGUACGUCUUGUAGCAGUUUCAAAGGAGGUUCUAGAAGAUAUUUUGGACCUUGACUUACGUGUCUCAGAAACAGAUGAUUUUAUCCAGCUUGUGAGUGGUAAAAGAAUAGUAUCUGGAUCCAUUCCACUGGCUCACAGAUAUGGUGGGCAUCAGUUUGGGAUAUGGGCAGGUCAGCUUGGGGACGGAAGAGCUCACCUAAUUGGAAUUUACAUGAACAGGCAGGGUGAAAAGUGGGAGCUCCAAUUAAAGGGCUCAGGAAAGACUCCAUACUCCCGAAAUGGUGAUGGCAGAGCUGUACUUCGUUCCUCAGUGAGAGAAUUUUUAUGCAGCGAGGCUAUGCACUCUCUCGGAAUUCCAACUAGCAGGGCUGCAAGUCUGGUCGUGAGUGAUGAUGAAGUAUGGAGAGAUCAAUUCUACAAUGGAAACGUCGUGAAAGAAAGAGGUGCAGUAGUGCUGCGUGUUGCAAAAUCAUGGUUUAAAAUUGGAUCAUUAGAAAUUUUGGCUCAUUAUGGUGAACUGGAUUUACUAAGGACGUUACUAGACUUCAUCAUACAGGAGCAUUUCCCCUCAGUAAAGGCCACAGAACCUAACAGAUAUGUGGAGUUUUUCUCUAUUGUGGUAUCAAAGACGGCACAACUCAUUGCCUUGUGGAUGUCUGUUGGUUUUGCUCAUGGUGUUUGUAAUACUGAUAACUUCAGUUUGUUAUCCAUUAUAAUCGACUACGGCCCAUUUGGUUUUAUGGAAGCCUAUAACCCAGAUUUUGUCCCAAACACAUCUGAUGAUGAACGAAGAUAUAAAAUAGGAAAUCAGGCCAAUGUUGGGAUGUUUAAUUUAAAUAAGUUGUUGCAAGCUUUAAAUCCAUUACUGGAUCCUAGGCAAAAGAAGCUAGCCGCUCAGAUUCUUGAGGGGUAUCCUGUUCUUUAUUACACAAGAUUUAGAGACUUGUUCAAAGCCAAACUGGGGCUACUUGGAGACAGGAAGGGUGAUGAGGAUUUAAUUGCAUUUCUCUUACAUCUCAUGGAGAAGACAGAAGCUGAUUUUACUAUGACAUUUCGGCAGCUCAGCGAGAUUACUCAAAGCCAGUUAGAGGAGCUCAACAUUCCCCAGCAAUUCUGGGCACUGAAGAUGGUCUCAGAGCACCAGCUUUUUCCCGCCUGGGUAUCCCAGUACCUUUUGAGACUGAAGAGUAACAUGAAUGACUCAGAUUCUGAAAGAAGAAAAAGAAUGACAACUGUUAAUCCUAGAUAUGUACUGAAGAACUGGAUGGCAGAGUCCGCAGUGAGAAAAGCAGAAAGGAAUGAUUUUUCAGAGGCAGAGCACAAGCUGGGGGAGCUGCCGGCAGAGAGAGAUGGAGAAGCUCCCACCAAGCAGGGAGCCCGAAACAGGACUCGACCCCAGAACCCCGGGAUCACAACUGGAGCUGAAGUCAGACACUCAACCAACCGAGCCACCCAGGGUCCCUUCCUCUUCGUGAUGCUGUGGCUGUGGGAUGGAGAACACUUCUGCUUCCUGCUCUGGACAUGACUGGAAAAUACCAUCAGGGUUUUUAUACUCUGAAAUCAAGUUGGCAAAGGGUUAUUAUAUUUUCGAUUGAAGAGAUGCUGAAUUCUAAGUUAUUCUUCUCAAGUACUAAUGCAUUUCCUCAUCUGUGAACUAGGUGGUAAUUUUGAACAAAUUAAGAUCCAGGUAAAUUUAAUGAACAAUCUUCUGUCCUGAACCUCACAGGCUUGGUUCAGUAGCCUAUGUCAGGUUGAAGCAACUGGGGCAAUUCUGCGUGGCCACAGACAACCUGUGUGAGCUCUCCGUCUCCAAAUCAGUUCCUAAGAAAAUUCUGCCAUUAACAACUUUCUUGUAUUGUCCCAGAGAUCUGCAUAUUGAUCAGGCUUUCCUUAGGUCUCAGAAACACCAUGUUUUUACUGCAUCUGACAUCAAAGAUCAUCACAAAACAAAAAUGAACAGGAAAGAGUUACUGUGCACAAGGAGACAUUUAAUGUAAAGCAUUUACCUUCUAUCCUAUCUUAGGAACAUGCUUAGUUAAAGUAUAGAACACUUCAUCAUUUUUUUUAAAAGAUUUUAUUUAUUUAUUUGACAUACAGAGAGAGAGAUCACAAGCAGGCAGAGAGGGAGGGGGAAGCAGACUUCCCACCGAGCAGAGAGCCCGAAGCAGGGCCCGAUCCCAGGACCCCGAAAUCAUGACCUGAGCUAAAGGCAGAGGCUUAACCCAUUGAGCCA